GAGACAUGUGAGCUUCAUCUACUACUCAUAUUGCUUAUAUUUUCCUACAACACUCUCUCAACAAAAAAACAAAAAAAAAAGACGUUCUUUCUUUGUUUGUAUUUAGAAGAAAAAUGGCUACCAAUUACAACGAGAAGCUUCUUCUUAAUUAUGUUCCCGUUUACGUUAUGCUUCCGCGCCUUGGACCAGUGGCGAAAGGCAAGGACCCUUUAAUGGCCCCAUUAGUCUGAGUGUUGAUUAAAAGUAUAAGCUGACUAUACUAGAUCUUGGAGGAAAUUUGUAUGUGCUUCGGCCAGAACUCUUUGAUUAUAAACGUACAAAGGAUAAGUGACUAUACUAGAUCUUGCCAAAAAUAUUUCCUAUCAUUUAGUUAUGACUUUCAGUCCGAGACUUGAAUUUACGGAGACAAGGGAACAUAUAAAUCUAAUUCUUUGAAUGACAUAGCCACCAUCAUAUGUGAUUUAGCAAUUACAUAGUUUGUAAUUCUAUAUAUCUUUUCACACGCUAAAUAAUGUGCAUUUUCGCAUUUAUGCAUAUAUAAUGGUUCAAAAUGUUUUUUUGGUUUUUUGUUCUUUCUCAACAAUGUCUUUGAUCAUAACUAUCAAUGAAAAUAUGUUGUGAAUGUGACAGUUGGGAGUUGUGAAUGUGGAAAAUGUAUUUGCGGACCCAGAAACGCUUGAAACGCAGCUUAAACGUCUCAAAGAAGAAGCUGGCGUUGAUGGCGUUAUGGUCGAUGUUUGGUGGGGAAUCAUAGAAUCCAAAGGUCCCAAACAAUAUGAUUGGACGGCCUACAAAACGCUGUUCCAGCUGAUCGCACGUUUGGGACUCAAAAUCCAAGCAAUCAUGUCUUUUCACCAAUGUGGUGGAAACGUUGGCGACAUCGUUACUAUCCCGAUCCCACAAUGGGUUCGCGAUGUCGGUGACAAUGAUCCCGAUAUCUACUACACUAACCGUAAAGGAACUAGAGACAUCGAGUAUCUCUCAAUCGGUGUUGAUAAUCUUCCCCUAUUUGCCGGAAGAACCGCUGUUCAGUUGUACAGUGAUUACAUGAGUAGCUUCAAAGAAAACAUGGCGGAUUUGAUAGAAGCUGGGGUGAUUGUUGACAUCGAAGUCGGACUUGGCCCGGCCGGUGAACUACGUUAUCCUUCUUACCCCCAAAGCCAAGGUUGGGUGUUUCCCGGCAUCGGAGAAUUCCAGUGUUAUGACAAGUACUUGAAGAAAGAUUUCAAGGAAGCGGCGGCGAAAGCAGGGCACCCUGAGUGGGACUUGCCAGAGGACGCCGGAGAAUACAAUGACAAGCCGGAGGAGACUGGAUUUUUCAAGAAGGAUGGGACUUAUGUCUCGGAGAAGGGGAAGUUUUUCAUGACAUGGUACUCGAACAAACUAAUUUUUCAUGGAGAUCAGAUCUUAGGAGAAGCCAACAAGAUCUUUGCUGGACUUAAAGUUAACUUGGCUGCCAAGGUUUCUGGGAUUCACUGGUUGUACAACCACCACAGCCACGCUGCGGAGUUGACUGCUGGAUAUUACAACCUUUUCAAGAGAGAUGGUUACCGUCCGAUCGCCCGGAUGCUCUCAAAACACUACGGCAUUCUCAACUUCACUUGCCUUGAGAUGAAAGAUACCGACAAUACAGCUGAAGCCCUAAGUGCUCCUCAAGAACUUGUUCAAGAGGUACUGAGCAAGGCAUGGAAAGAAGGUAUAGAAGUUGCGGGUGAGAACGCAUUAGAGACCUAUGGAGCCAAAGGUUACAAUCAGAUUCUUCUUAACGCGAGGCCUAACGGGGUUAACCCAAACGGUAAGCCGAAGCUUAGAAUGUACGGAUUUACUUACCUUCGGUUAUCCGAUACUGUCUUUCAAGAAAACAACUUUGAGCUGUUUAAGAAGUUGGUGAGGAAAAUGCACGCUGAUCAAGAUUAUUGUGGAGACGCAGCGAAGUACGGGCAUGAGAUUGUGCCGUUGAAAACGUCGAAUUCGCAGCUGACGCUGGAGGAUAUCGCCGACGCGGCUCAGCCAAGUGGAGCAUUUAAGUGGGACUCUGAAACCGAUUUGAAGGUCGACGGUUAGUUAUAUUUUAUAUGAUCGAUCGUCUAAUCACAAAGAAAGUAAGGGAAAGAAUCAAGGAAGUAAGAAUAAGAAGAUAAUAAAUAAAGAGAAUAAGAAGAGGCAUUUGCAACUUUAAGAGGUUAAAAUUUCUUAAAUGAGUCUGAGUUUCGUUGUGUGUUUUGGGUGUACCAUAAGAAAUAAAACGUACGGGGUUGCUAUGUAUUUUGUGAAGUGUGUAUUUCUGGUUGAAUAUUAGUCUGCGUAAUAAAAAAAAGUAUGUGUAGUAAAAAUAAAUAACUGUUGCCAGUAAAAUAAUGCAUCAUUGUCACUGUAUUGCCAGAAUAUAUAUAUUACUUUUUAAGGUUGUAAAGAAUUUAAGAUUAUAUAUUUUUAAUGGCUAAUUUGAAGUUGGAUAUUA
This is a messenger RNA of Arabidopsis thaliana (thale cress), 2461 nucleotides long. It is a transcript of the gene BAM5, whose product is annotated as beta-amylase 5. Gene Ontology annotation, cellular component: cytoplasm. NCBI's taxonomy places the organism in Eukaryota, Viridiplantae, Streptophyta, Magnoliopsida, Brassicales, Brassicaceae. Gene Ontology annotation, molecular function: beta-amylase activity. The coding region runs from base 727 to 2064 and encodes 445 amino acids. Gene Ontology annotation, biological process: polysaccharide catabolic process. The record is from RefSeq and is marked reviewed. The transcript has 7 exons.